AUGGCUGGCAACAACAAGAUCGACUUCAAGCUCUAUAGAUACACUCCAUCUAGAGUUGCAGCCGUCAUCUUCGUAAUUCUCUUUUCCCUGACCACAGCGUACCAUGUCUACCAGCUCACGCGGCGCCGAGCAUGGUACUUUCUUGCUUUCGUGAUUGGGGGGACUUUUCAGAUUAUUGGAUACAUCUGUCGCGUUCUGGCCCAUGACCACAAGGAUUCAGUACCAAUCUACAGCGUGCAGACAAUCUUGAUUCUCCUUGCCCCGCCACUAUACGCAGCGUCGAUAUAUAUGGUCCUGGGCCGGCUCAUAAUCUACUUACGAGCCGAACGCCUGAGUAUUGUUCCAGUACGCUGGAUGACGAAGGUCUUUGUCACGGGGGAUGUGGUUGCAUUUGUCAUGCAAGCAGCAGGUGGUGGUAUCAUGGCAAGUGGCACUGUCAGCAGCUACAACCUCGGAGAACAUAUCACCGUCGGUGGUCUCUGUGUUCAAUUGGCAUUUUUUACCUUCUUUAUGGGAACCUGUGCGCUCUUCCAUCGCCGCAUUCGCCAGUCACCUACAACGGAGGCGGUGGUAGUCACGGCGCGCCUGCACGGGAGGAGUACGAGGAGUUGGGAAGGUAUCCUCGUGGGCUUAUACAUCGCCAGCAUUCUCAUCCUAGCGAGAUCGAUAUUUCGCCUGAUCGAAUAUGCGCAGGGCAACGAUGGGUUUCUCAUCAGCCAUGAGGUCUUCAUGUAUGUUUUCGACUCGACGUUGAUGGUCCUAACCAUGGUGGUUAUCAACGUAUUUUACCCAUCGAUUGUUCUGGGUAGAUCACAGAGAGAGCGAGGGGAGGAAUUGGACACUCCUGCUGUAUCUGAGACAGGGUUGCAGGAGAGAACGGGCACUGGGCAGUGA
This is a messenger RNA of Aspergillus brunneoviolaceus CBS 621.78, 894 nucleotides long. Its product is annotated as RTA1 domain-containing protein. The coding region runs from base 1 to 894 and encodes 297 amino acids. Gene Ontology annotation, cellular component: membrane. The transcript is spliced from 3 exons. NCBI's taxonomy places the organism in Eukaryota, Fungi, Ascomycota, Eurotiomycetes, Eurotiales, Aspergillaceae. The record is from RefSeq and is a predicted model, not a curated record.